GGGGAGGGAGGGUUGACUACGAGGCAAAGUGGGGGGAGAAACAGACACACACGGGGCCUAGCCGUCACAUAUUUUCAUACGAAGAAGCUGUGCCGCUAAACCACCCGUUUUUGGUUUCCCAAAACAACUCCGGCCCGGGCCUCAGUCCGCGGUCUAGAGUUUGAUAGCAGGCUGUUUGAGACGCAAAGCACCUUGGUGUGCAGCUGCCAACAAGUCCCUUUGAUCCAGCCACCAUCAUGGGAGACAGUAGAGACUCCCGUAGCCCAGACAGUUCGUCUGUGUCCUCCCCUCCCUCAGGCCAGCGCUCGCCCCCGCUGGUUCCCUCAUCCGCAGCUUCCAUGACCUCCCUUCCUCCCAUCAGCACCUCUGGGGUCGACAGCCCCAUCAGUAGCAUCGGCUCCCCCUUUUCUGUCAUCAGCUCUUCAUUGGGCUCCCCCUGCCUACCUGGCACGCCAUCAAUAGGCUACGGCCCCAUCAGCAGCCCACAGAUAAAUUCAACAGUGUCCAUGUCAGGGCUUCAUGCAGUGAGCAGCUCCGAUGAUGUGAAACCUCCGUUUGGCUUGAAUCAGCUGUCGCCCCAAAGCCCAGGGCCGAUGCUUUCCCAGAAACGCCUUUGUGCCAUCUGCGGAGACAGAUCAUCCGGUAAGCACUAUGGUGUCUACAGCUGUGAGGGCUGUAAAGGCUUCUUCAAGCGCACAGUGCGCAAAGACUUGAGCUACACCUGUCGGGACUUAAAGACUGUUUUGGUCGAUAAGAGACAGAGACCCGCUGCCAGUACUGCCGCUACCAGACAGUGCCUGGCCAUGGGCUUGAAGAGAGAAGCUGUCCAAGAGGAACGGCAGAGGAACAGGGAACGAGAAGGCGAGGUGGAGUCGACUAGCGUGGUGAACGAGGAGAUGCCGGUGGAGAAGAUUUUGGAAGCGGAGGUGGCUAUAGAGCAGAAGACGGAGCUUCAUGCUGAUGGAAGUUCAGAUGGCAGCUCUCCCAACGAUCCAGUGACCAACAUCUGUCAGGCCGCAGACAAGCAGCUCUUCACCCUGGUGGAGUGGGCUAAGAGGAUCCCUCACUUCUCUGAGCUGGCCCUGGACGACCAAGUCAUCCUGCUGCGGGCAGGCUGGAAUGAACUUCUGAUUGCAUCGUUCUCCCAUCGCUCCAUCUCGGUGAAGGACGGGAUUCUGCUGGCCACCGGCCUGCAUGUCCACAGGAACAGUGCUCACAGUGCAGGCGUCGGAGCCAUCUUUGACAGGGUGUUGACAGAGCUUGUAAGCAAGAUGAGAGACAUGCAAAUGGACAAGACAGAGCUCGGGUGCCUUCGAGCAAUCAUCCUCUUCAACCCAGAUGCCAAGGGUCUGUCCAUCCCCAGUGAGGUGGAGCUCCUGAGAGAGAGGGUGUACGCAUCGCUCGAGUCUUACUGCAAACAGAAAUACCCCGAUCAGCAGGGCAGGUUUGCGAAGCUCCUCCUCCGGCUCCCUGCGCUGCGCUCCAUUGGUCUGAAGUGCCUGGAGCACCUGUUCUUCUUUAAGCUGAUCGGCGACACGCCUAUCGACACCUUCCUGAUGGAGAUGCUGGAGGCGCCUCACCAGCUCACCUAGAGGAGCCAGGUUCGGUCCCUCAGGAUCCGAUGCACACCAGGAUCACCAACACGCCCCCCCCCACAUCGGGUCUACGGCUCCUCUCCACGAGCCUCGCUUAACUGCAGCACCCUGCUGGUUUUAAUGUACCGGCUCUCACACACAUAAUCCAUGUCACUGACUUAUUAUCAUCACACACACAUGCAGAUAUUAACUUGCAUCAAUUGACAUGCAACGAUACAAUAUUAUGCUACCACACAUACACACACUCUUUUAACCGUUAUCCCUCAUUUUCCACCAUAGGGGUUAUGAAUCAAGGAAUAUAUCCCCCCUUCUUGUCACACAUGUACAGUAAAUGUCUUAAUUUUAAGUUAGCCUUCAGUUUUCACAUCUUCAUCUCACUGUGGGUUUUUGCUUCUGCGUAACUGGUAAACGUUCCCCAUUUUCACUUCGGUAAUAUCUUACACUGCUAGCUGCACCUCUAUAUAUUCUAUCCUUCACUAUCCGGUUAGUUGUUCAUGUAUGGUUUUAGCUUAACAUACGGUGCUCAAUCUCAAUCAACUGUCCAUCAUCAUCACUUCUGAUUGGUCAGGAGGUGUCCUUUAACGAUCAGCCAGACUUAGCCUCCCAGUGAGUUCAUCCAAUCCCGUAAAUAUUGAAAUAUUUUAUGCUUUUUUUUAUAUAUAUAUAUACAUAUAUAUAUAUAUAUAUAUAUUCAUGCUGAAACUGGUUUGAGUUUCUUUUUUGAAGUACUGUACUCAUGAAAUGAGAGCUUUUUCCAAGGCAUUGAAAUCCAGGAAAAGGGGAGUGGGAGCACUUUGUCUAACAGGCGAGCUGUGUCCCUCCCACCGUGAUGCGCACAGCGGGCUUUGUAAGACUAGAAGAAUGACUUGAAUUUUUGUUUUUUUUUCCUAGUUUUGAUUUCAUCCUUUUCUCUAUUUGGGCAGUUGGUUGGCAAUUGAAAUCAUUUUGAGGCUCACAGGAAGUACAGCUUCCUGCAUGACUAAAUCCUAGUUUCUUGUAUCUCCUUUUCUCCCAAAUCCUCCUUUUGCUGGUGGUCAUUUAUGCACUUUUGUGAAUUGUUACUGUGUAAAUGUUCCUGUUUCCUAGAAAUGACCAUCUAUUCUCAGACACCUAAGAUGACCUUGAAGCUACUAUGUGUAGGAUUUUGUCAUUAUUGCAUCAUUGUUGAAUCAGAUGUGAUGAUUUAUUAUAGAACAUGCUAAAUGAUUGCCCAGUUCCUGUUCAGACAAUAAGGAAGUUUGGGACUGAUCCCUUUGAAACAGUUGAGCCGGUAUGAUCGCCUGUCAAAACACCCAGUCGAGCUGACAGUCUAUUUUUAUUCCAAAAUAUCUUCUUUACAUCAACUGCCCAUUGGAAGAAAAUCAAAAAGUUUCUGCAUCACACAGCUUUGUAUUUAGGAUGCUGCAGCCGGUCCCCUAUGUAAAACCAGACUCAACAAGAAGAGCUACACUAAGAGCAGCAGCAAGAAUUGUUAAGACCAGAUGAAAUUAUUUCAAAUUGGCAGUAAUGCAACAUUUCACCUGAUCAUCAAUCAAUCAAAUUCUCUGCUAUCCUGCUACUCAUGAAGGAUUGCUGGAUGUGAAUAUAGUCUGGUAAACAAUGCACCUGGCUGAAUAACUAGCGUGUCGCGUUCAUGUAAUGCAACAAUGAUAUCAGUUAUAUAAUGGAAAUCCUACACCUACUACCUGCAACUUUGGAAACUUUAUUCAGUGUGUAUUGGCUCAAUGCUUGCAACUUUUGUACAGUUGAUGUAAAUACUACAAAAAGAAAAACACAGGAUUCGUGUAGAAACAAAGGCCUGUUCACAGUCAAUGUGAAUGUGAAAUAUGUCAAAUUAAAAAGCUCUAUUUUUUGCUGUUGAAUCAACAUUAGCAUUAAGGACAUCAACAAGAAAUGAUUAUUAUUGAGCCCAGGGCCAAACCACACCUCACUGCUGCUUUUGCACCAUCUUCUGCCAAUGCUUCCUGUUGUUCCUGGUAAUUGAUUGGCUGGAUUUAAUUGACAAUGGCACUUGGCAUUUACUGUGAUUGAAAUUUGUGUGCAACUGAAUCUGAAGCGUCACAGUGAAAUAUGAAAUGCAGCUACCACAUGAUCAGGAGAUAAACUAUGAAAUAAUCUAUGUACACAUGCUCAAAGGUGAGCAAUACUGGGGUUUCACACAGAUUUAUUACCUUUUAUGUUCAUAUUUAACGUUUUCUGUUAGGUAUACGCUCCGCAAUUAAUAGCAACUAGCAACAUAUAUUUUACAGUAUCAUUCUGCAGGGAAGAGGUACAGCUGUCCUCUACCAGGUGCUAAAUAAUACUUUUGAUUCACAUCAAUGCAAACAAAGUAUGCAAGUACACAGGAAAAUCAUUCUCCACUUAUUGAACCUUCUUCUUAAGAUGCAGGAUUCCCUUGUAGAGUUUUUUUAUUAUUACUUUAAGACCCCUUAUGUUAUUGCAGACUACGGAAAAUGAACACCAGCUUGUACAUUUUGACUGUGGCUGACAAAUCUUAGUACUCUACAAAACACAGCCAGUGUCUCUUGUAUUUUAGAAAUCAGUUAGGCUGGUGAAAAGAUGAAAGGUAAGAUGAAAUACUUUGACCAGAAUUAGCAUUGAGCUUCCUGCACUGCAGAUAGUCCAAAUACUUCUGAAAGAGGACCCUUGGCCUCCCCCAUGAAAUGCGGAUUGGAGGUUGGCAGUUAGAUGACCUGUAAGACAGGUGGCUUUGUUUAAUGUCAGUGUGUUGGUCUAACCAUAGAAGUGUUGUUUCAGUUGUUCUCCAUCCAUGCAUUCAACAUAUGAAGUAUUCUCCUGAUGUCUGUUCAUUUCCUACAUGUAGAGAAAAGUCGACCCCUUGAUCCAUUAUUUUGGAGUGUCUGCAAAGAAACGCAAGCUGGUGCCAAGCUUAUGGUUUAGGUGACGGGCACCGACAUUUGCUAGCAUUCUUGCACUGUUUAAGAUGCGGUGUGGUCUCAGUGCUUUAGUAUCUGGAGUGUUCAGAUUAGCCUAAACUAGCAGUCUGAGUUUUUUGAGUGAACAAGGAAUAUGUGGCCACCAAACGUUGAGCUUUGUGAUCUGGAUUAUAGCACAGCUGUCCUAAGACUGUUUGGAAUGAAUGUGAGUGCAACCUUCUUGUCUCUCAGAGAGUAGGCUGACUUUAUCAUGUGUGCAGGAUUUUAGUGUUUGGAGUUCUACUGCAUCAUGUUCAUACCUGGAGAUGGGACUAAUUAUUAAACCAGUCAUGCACACAGCUGACUGAGCAAAUGCCAAGAAUCAUCAAGAAGUAACAGUAUGCUAAUUGCUGCACAUUGUUGCUUUAUCUGUUACAUAAGUGAAUUGGCAGUGAAAGGAUUUAGAAUUCCCAUCCCUCAUAUAAAUAACAGCAAUGUGUUAAAAAUUCCCAAUUUCUAUAUUUCUUAACAUUGCACUACGAGUGUAUGUCAUUAAGAGAAUAAUGAACUGAUGCAGUAAACACAUUUGAAAGAGAAGUCCAUGCAGGUUCUGAAUGCUAAGCCACUUGCCGCUCUGCUGAUCAGGCCGACGGUUUGAGUAAGAGCUGGUGGUUGGGUAUUAAUUAUUUUUUAACAUUUGUUAUAGGGUAUGUGUGGCCACAUGUGUAUGCUUUUUAUGCACUUGUGUAAGGAAUCUGUCUGCAGCUACGCCUUUUGACUGGCAGAUAAUAUAGCUUUGGUGGUGAUGUGCGGUGUGAUGAUAGACUUGAUGCACAGAGGAAGAGGAGCCAAGCUGGAGGGCUGAUGAAAAGCUGUGUUGACCUGAUGCUUUAUCAACACGGCCUCCUCCCUUCCUCCACUUUACCCCGUCUCCACUGCUUUACUUUAACCCUAACAAAUGCUCGUCCACUCACUGGGCUGAACUUGGCUUUGCAUUGGAAAGGUUUUUGUAAAAUAAUCCUCUUAUUCUUGGACUGUUUUGAAAAGGAUGUGAAGCUUUCCUCGGGACGAGCAUCGGAGAGCUGUAAGGAAGGGAUUCAGUGCCGCGUGUCCCUCUUUGCUUACUUUACUUGAUGGCAGCGACGAUCCGCGGGAGACCGCUAUAUCCCACCGCGCCGCCCACAAAUGUUUAUCGUUGCAACGGUGUGCACUCAAGGCAGACGCAUGCUGUGACCUUUUGACUGUGUAGCAGUAUUGUUGUCGCCAUCUUUGUUACAUUUUGAAAUGAAUCGCUUUCUGAAAAUAAGGACAUUGAUUAAACAUGCUUUUCUUAAUAAGAUGGCUGGCUGUGACUGAAGAGUUGAUCAUCGUGUAUAGAAUAGAUAUCAGGGCGGCAUUUGUACCUAUUGACACAGGCCCCCUGGAGCCAAGGCCUAUCCCAUUAUGAUCAAGGAGGCAGUGUGUGCUAUGCCGCCUUUGUACCACCCUCACUGGUUUAUCACUGCCAAGCUGUACGCCGAUUUGGGCUUCUUCUUUUUAAUGCAGGGCCUCAGUCCCCUGUGCUUGUUUGUCAUGUAUGUUGUGUUAAUUGUGCUGCAGACUAAAGAGUGUGUGCUAACCUUAGGCUGUGUAGUGCAUACUAAAGAGGGACCCUAAGAGGAUCGGAGUGACAGUUUGUGUGGAGAGGGGAAGGGCUGUUCGCUGGAGACAGUAGUGCACCAGUGUGUGGCCCCCUCUUGGUGCUCACGCUGUUCAUUGGUGCUUUUUUUUUUUAUAGGGUCCCCCCCGGCCCUUAAAACGUCUGCUCUGGUUUCCAUGACACAGGGAAAUGCAUAUAUGACUGAAAUGCAAAUAGGGAACGGUUAAAACAGGGAUAGCCUAGCCCUGCUCUUCUUUAUUUGCAUUUGUUUGGUUGUUUUCUGCAAUCGGGUCCACUGCGCCCUGUUCUACUGCGCCCUGUUCUACUGUGUCCUGUUCUACUGUGUCCUGUUCUACUACGCCCUGUUCUACUGUGUCCUGUUCUACUACGCCCUGUUCUACUGUGUCCUGUUCUACUGUGUCAGUCACAUGUGGCUGCAGCUGGAUACCACCAUUUAGAACAUGAGGGAGAAACCGUGGCUCUUUGAAGACGCAGUGAAGAGGUCUGGUUGCAGGAGGCACCUCUGAGCAGAAUCUGGUUACAUGUAUUGAACUUGAUGGAAGGAAUAUGAUUGCUCACUUUAAAGAGGAGGUUGUUGAUCAUGUUUUAGGUGUGAUGAUAUUUGGAAGUCAAAGAGGUAAGGACUGAAACACAACUCAGAUCAGGUGUCGUUAAGUCGCUCAAGAAGAAAAGCAGAACCUAUUUUCUGGUAGAACUCGAAUCUUCCUUAAUUGUCUACUCUUCUUCACCUUAAAAAAACAAUUCACACUGUUUCUUUGUGUCUCCCUCUUCUCCAGCUAUGAUAUUCAUAUUUUGUUUAUUAGGCGACAAAGUAUUAAACAAAAGCAAGAACUGUAAAAUCAGAAAUGGAAUAUGUCACCCUCUCUUUCUCUCGUGUCAGUCCUUUGUCCUGUUUGUAUCCGACUCCAUCGUACACAUGGAGCUGAGUGACUAUCGUGUGCUUCGGGGAUUGAAAGAAGAAGAAAAAAAUAUGAAUACUUUUUCAGUCAUUAAUUCUAAAUCUUGUUUCUGUUGUUGUAUCAUGUCCGAGUAAAGGUUUUAAUACUGUA
Messenger RNA from Trematomus bernacchii (emerald rockcod), 7180 nucleotides. RefSeq names its product retinoid x receptor, beta a (gene rxrba). Gene Ontology annotation, biological process: cell differentiation; retinoic acid receptor signaling pathway; anatomical structure development. Gene Ontology annotation, cellular component: RNA polymerase II transcription regulator complex; nucleus. Gene Ontology annotation, molecular function: retinoic acid-responsive element binding; nuclear steroid receptor activity; zinc ion binding. The record is from RefSeq and is a predicted model, not a curated record. Lineage: Eukaryota; Metazoa; Chordata; Actinopteri; Perciformes; Nototheniidae.